AUGUCGAGGAGAAGAUUUGAUUGCCGAAGUGUUUCAGGCUUGCUAACUACAACUCCUCAAACACCAAUGAAAGUGGAAAACUUUAAUAAUUUUUAUACACUGACAUCUAAAGAGCUAGGAAGGGGAAAGUUCGCUGUGGUUAGACAGUGUAUAUCAAAAUCAACCGGCCAGGAGUAUGCUGCAAAGUUUCUAAAGAAGCGAAGGAGAGGCCAGGAUUGCCGCGCAGAGAUUCUGCACGAGAUUGCUGUGCUUGAAUUGGCCAGGUCCUGUCCCCAUGUGAUCAAUCUCCAUGAAGUCUAUGAAAACACAAGUGAAAUCAUUUUGGUAUUGGAAUAUGCUGCAGGUGGAGAAAUUUUCAACUUGUGUUUACCUGAGCUGGCAGAAAUGGUCUCGGAAAGUGACAUUAUCAGACUCAUCAAACAAAUACUUGAAGGAGUUUGUUAUCUGCAUCAGAAUAACAUUGUGCACCUUGAUUUAAAGCCACAGAAUAUAUUAUUGAGCAGCAUAUACCCUCUUGGGGACAUAAAAAUUGUAGAUUUUGGAAUGUCUCGAAAACUAGGAAAUGCGUGUGAACUCCGGGAAAUCAUGGGGACACCUGAAUACUUAGCUCCAGAAAUCCUGAAUUAUGAUCCUAUUACCACAGCUACAGAUAUGUGGAAUAUUGGCAUAAUAGCCUAUAUGUUAAUAACUCAUACAUCCCCAUUUGUGGGAGAAGAUAAUCAAGAAACAUACCUCAAUAUAUCUCAAGUUAACGUAGAUUAUUCAGAGGAAACUUUCUCAUCAGUUUCACAGCUGGCCACAGACUUUAUCCAGAGUCUUUUAGUAAAAAAUCCAGAGAAAAGACCAACAGCAGAGAUCUGCCUCACUCAUUCUUGGCUACAGCAAUGGGACUUUGGAAACUUACUCCUCCCUGAAGAAAUGUCCAGUCUCCCUCAAGGUCAGGAACACACGACCAGGUCCCCUGAAGACAAGACUUUGAAAUCCUCCUGCAAUGGCACCUGUGAGGAUCGAGAAGACAAAGAGAACAUCCCCGAGGAUAGCAGUGUGGUUUCCAAAAGAUUCCGCUUUGACGACUCGUUGCCCAACCCCCACGAACUGGUUCCAGAUGUGCUCUGCUAG
Molecule: messenger RNA, 1119 nt
Organism: Pipistrellus nathusii (Nathusius's pipistrelle)
Lineage: Eukaryota; Metazoa; Chordata; Mammalia; Chiroptera; Vespertilionidae
Source: the annotation of a GenBank genome assembly